Syngnathus acus (greater pipefish) is the source of this 3551-nucleotide messenger RNA. RefSeq names its product lon peptidase 1, mitochondrial (gene lonp1). Gene Ontology annotation, cellular component: mitochondrial matrix. The record is from RefSeq and is a predicted model, not a curated record. The coding region runs from base 36 to 2963 and encodes 975 amino acids. Gene Ontology annotation, molecular function: ATP-dependent peptidase activity; single-stranded DNA binding; ATP hydrolysis activity. The transcript is spliced from 21 exons. Gene Ontology annotation, biological process: protein quality control for misfolded or incompletely synthesized proteins; chaperone-mediated protein complex assembly; mitochondrion organization. Lineage: Eukaryota; Metazoa; Chordata; Actinopteri; Syngnathiformes; Syngnathidae.
GGAGAGACACGCGCUGUGGAAAGCUCCAGACAAACAUGGCGACGUGCGCGAAAAUGAUAAGAGCAGCGGGAUUUCUCCAAAGAACAGCAGCUCACAUGGUCAAAAACACUUCGCCAGGGUGCUUCAGAUUCGGCAUACAGCGGGCCGACACACCGGGCACGUGCGGGUGCCGCUCGGUUCGCCUGUACAACAGUUGCGGCUCGGUUCACGCCUCUAACAUGACAGCUGGACCUCGUCGCUGGAUGCGGGUGACCGGCGUUCGUUUUGGCCUCCUCGAGUCAUCGCCCUGCCGCCCCAGAGCCUUCGGAAACCGGGCGAGCGGUGCCGGCUUCCACGGGGAGGAUGGCGCGGAGAGCGGCGGCGGUGACUCGGGAGGAGAGGAGUCCGGCGGCGGCGAGGACGGAGGAGCGGCGUACGCUGGAGCUCCGAUAACAGCUCUGACCCCGAUGAUGGUGCCGGAGAUUUUCCCCAAUGUGCCACUGAUUGCCGUGAGCAGGAACCCUGUGUUCCCCCGAUUCAUCAAGAUUAUCGAGGUGAAAAACAAAAGCCUGAUGGAGCUCCUCAGGAGGAAGGUUCGAUUGGCGCAGCCCUACGCCGGAGUAUUCCUCAAGAAAGACGACAACGACGAGUCAGACGUAGUGGAGUCCCUGGAUGCCGUCUACGCCAUGGGAACCUUUGUGCAGAUCCACGAGAUGCAGGACCUCGGGGACAAGCUAAGGAUGAUCGUCAUGGGUCAUCGCAGGAUCCGCAUCACCCGGCAUCUGGAGGUAGAGCCCGAGGAGGCGGAAGCGGUGGCGGAGUCGCCUGAGUCGCAAGGCAAGGCCACGUCGGGACGCCGAGCCAAGCGCGAUCGGCGGGAGGAGCGGAUAGAGGACAAGAUCGCCCAAGCUGACCUGAUGCCAGAACUGCAGCCCUCGUCCGGCAUCCUCAUGGUGGAGGUGGACAACGUCCUCCACGAGCAGUUUACCGUCACAGAGGAAGUCAAGGCGCUGACGGCCGAAAUUGUCAAGACCAUCCGUGACAUCAUUGCGCUCAACCCCCUCUACAGGGAGUCUGUUCUGCAGAUGAUGCAAGCGGGCCAACGCGUGGUAGACAACCCCAUCUACCUGAGUGACAUGGGCGCCGCGUUGACGGGGGCGGAGUCACAUGAGCUGCAGGACGUCCUUGAGGAAACCAACAUCCCAAAGCGUCUGUACAAAGCUCUGUCGCUGCUCAAAAAGGAGUUUGAGCUCAGCAAGUUGCAGCAGCGUCUGGGCCGAGAGGUGGAAGAGAAGAUCAAGCAGACGCACCGCAAGUACCUGUUGCAGGAGCAACUCAAGAUUAUCAAGAAGGAGUUGGGCCUGGAAAAGGAGGACAAGGAAGCCAUCGAGGAGAAGUUCCGCGAACGUCUGAAGGACAGGACUAUCCCCCAGCACAUCAUGGACGUCAUCAACGAGGAACUCACCAAGAUGGCCUUGCUCGACAACCACUCAUCAGAGUUCAAUGUGACCCGCAACUACCUGGACUGGCUCACCAGCAUGCCCUGGGGCAUCAACAGUGAGGAAAACCUGGCGUUGGACAGAGCCAAGGAGGUUCUGGAGGAAGAUCAUUAUGGGAUGGAUGAUGUGAAAAAGCGUAUAUUGGAGUUCAUUGCGGUCAGCCAGCUGCGAGGCUCCACGCAGGGCAAGAUCCUGUGCUUCUACGGCCCUCCGGGGGUGGGCAAGACAUCCAUCGCCCGCUCCAUUGCCCGUGCCCUUAACCGCGAGUACUUCAGGUUUAGCGUGGGCGGCAUGACGGACGUCGCCGAAAUCAAAGGACACAGGAGGACGUACGUGGGUGCCAUGCCAGGGAAGAUCAUCCAGUGCUUCAAGAAAACCAAAACGGAAAACCCACUGGUUCUCAUAGAUGAGGUGGACAAGAUGGGCCGCGGCUAUCAGGGCGACCCGUCCUCGGCUUUGCUGGAGCUUCUGGACCCCGAGCAGAACGCCAACUUCCUGGACCACUACUUGGAUGUUCCCGUGGAUCUUUCCAAGGUUCUGUUCAUCUGCACGGCCAACGUGACCGACACCAUCCCGGAACCGCUCCGAGACCGCAUGGAAAUGAUUAACGUGUCGGGUUACGUGGCUCAGGAAAAACUGGCCAUCGCCGAGCGCUACCUUGUCCCCCAGCUGCGCUCGCUGUGCGGCCUGAGCGAAGAGAAGGCAUCCAUCUCGUCCGAAGCGCUCAGUCUACUAAUCCGACAGUACUGCAGAGAGUCCGGCGUCAGGAACCUGCAGAAGCAAGUGGAAAAGGUUUUCCGUAAGGUGGCCUUCGCCAUCGUCAGCAGGCAGCAGCAGGUGGUCAGCGUCUCAGCACAAAACCUUCAAGACUACGUUGGGAAACCAGUUUUCACCGUGGACAGGAUGUAUGACGUCACGCCACCGGGGGUUGUCAUGGGGCUGGCGUGGACCGCCAUGGGAGGCUCGACUCUGUUCAUCGAGACAUCCUUGCGUCGUCCUUUGGCUAAAGAUGGCAAAGGAGAAGGUUCUCUGGAGCUAACAGGUCAGCUGGGUGACGUCAUGAAGGAAAGCGCUAAAAUCGCCUCGACCUUCGCCAGAGCCUUCCUGAUGCAGCGGGAACCCGAAAACCGCUUCCUGCUCGACUCUCACCUGCACCUUCAUGUUCCAGAGGGGGCCACGCCCAAGGAUGGCCCGAGCGCCGGCUGCACCAUCGUCACGGCCCUAUUGUCCCUGGCGACCGCUCGGCCCGUGCGUCCAAACGUGGCCAUGACCGGCGAGGUGUCUCUGACGGGGAAGAUCCUUCCUGUGGGAGGCAUCAAGGAGAAGACCAUCGCCGCCCGACGCGCCGGCGUGACCUGCAUCAUCUUGCCGGCGGAGAACAGGAAGGAUUUCUCUGACCUCCCAGAUUACAUCACGGAUGGCCUGGAGGUUCACUUUGUGGACCACUACAGUCAGAUCUACCCGGUGGUCUUCCCUCAGUCUUGAGCGCCGAGUGCAUGUCACGUCCACUCGGUCCGGUUUGGCGGACAGUGCCACGGCCGAAGCGCCCGCCACCGACGGACCGACGACAAGCUGGGAUGAGCACAGGAGGGGAUGUCGCCGGUCUGCUGCCAGCCAGCCUGGCCAGCCGUGGCUGCCAUGUUGCUUGCUGCGGACAAACACUUUGAUAGAUGAUUAUAAUUAUUUUUAUUUUAUAUUAUUGUCAAUGUAUGCUUGAGUAAAAAAUGCAGUAUAAAAUUUAUGAUGAAGACAAAAUGCUAAUCUCAUUCUAUUACAAGGUUACCACUGACCUGUUUUUUUAAAAUAAUUUCCUAAAGAUCUUGCACUUUCAUACAAGAAAUUUCAGAUUAAUUACAAAUAGUGCACAUUCAGAAUGGAGACAAAUUUUCCAGGGGGUUAUUCACAGUAUUCACAGACACGCGCUGGCAACACAGGAAUGACAAAAACAAUUGCAAUUUGUGGCGAAAUUGUGUGUGAAGGUGAAAAAGGUGAAUAAAUACUUGGGGAAUGAUACAGAAUGAUGUAUAAAGUUGGAAUGGGUUGAAUCGGUCAAAUAAUGUAGCAAUUAGAAGG